GGUUGGUCUAUAGUCUGUGGUUUUGUGAAUUUUUGUGGAGCACGGUCGUAAAAUUGAAUUUUAAUAUAAUAGUCAAAAUUAAACAUUGAAUGAAUUAAAGUGCUGGUUGUUCGCCAUGUCUUGGUUAUUCGGGUAUAGUCGCCCCCAACAGCCACCUCCGGAGGAUUCCCCUGCGGGCGGCGCUGGUUCAGCCGCUCCUCCGGUUAACCUAACCAGUGCCGAAAAGAAAGCCAUGGAAGCCUAUAGAUUUGACUCUAGCGCUUUGGAAAGAGCUGCACAAGCCGCUCGAGAGCUGGAGAAAUCGAAACAUGCAAAAGAUGCGCUGGAGCUCAGUAAGCUGCAAGAGAGUACACGCCAGCACGAGCAAAUGGCCAAGAUCAAGGAAUAUGAAGCUGCCAUUGAACAGUCUAAAGUGGAACAGAGAAGAGUUGACUAUGAAGAGAGACGUAAAACACUUCAGGAAGAAACAAAGCAGCACCAAAUGAGAGCGCAAUAUCAAGAUCAGUUGGCCAAGACUCGCUAUGAAGAACAGUUACUUCAGCAUCAAAAGUCACAAGAGGAAAUAUUGAGAAAGCAAGAAGAAAGUGUAGCCAAACAAGAGGCGCUCCGCCGUGCGACCAUUGAACAUGAAAUGGAAUUGCGCGAAAAGAAUAAGCUAAAAGCCAUCGAGGCGGAGGCUAGAGCUCGAGCCAAGGCGGAUCGAGAGAACCGCGAUAUCACAUUGGAGCAGAUACGGCUGAAAGCUGCCGAAAACAGGACUACUAUAUUAGAGAGCAUACAGACAGCAGGAAAUGUGAUAGGCACAGGCCUGAAUGCUCUAGUGACUGACUGGGAUAAGACAUUGGCUGCUGUGGGAGGCUUGUCCUUGCUUGCUCUUGGUGUCUACACAGCUAAAGGAGCUACGUCUGUGACUGCUCGAUUCAUUGAAGCUAGGAUUGGAAAGCCUGAGUUAGUCAACGAAACUUCAAGAUUUUCCUUGCUAGAAGCCCUGAAGCAUCCUAUUCUAACAAUGUCGAAAGCGGUGGCGAAUUUUAGGAAACCCUCGGAUGCUCUCGCCGGCGUCGUUUUGGCACCAAAUCUUGAAAAACGUUUGCGAGAUAUCGCAAUCGCCACAAAGAAUACUAAAACAAAUAAGGGCUUCUAUAGAAACUUGCUCAUGUAUGGACCACCUGGUACUGGAAAAACUUUAUUCUCAAAGAAAUUAGCUAAGCAUUCGGGCAUGGAAUACGCAAUAAUGACGGGCGGUGACGUGGCUCCGAUGGGAAAGCACGCAGUGGCCUCCAUACACAAGAUGUUCGACUGGGCCAAUACUAGCAGGAAAGGUGUACUCCUGUUCAUUGAUGAAGCGGACGCGUUCCUUCGCAAGCGUUCGUCUGCCGCUAUAAGUGAGGAUCUGAGAGCGGCUCUAAACGCGUUUCUGUACCGUACAUCGGACCAAAGCAGUCGUAUCAUGCUGGUCUUAGCGUCCAACACUCCACAACAAUUCGACUCGGCGAUUAACGACCGUCUCGAUAAGAUGAUCGAGUUUGGACUACCGGGCCUGGAAGAGAGGGAACGACUGAUCAGAUUGUACUUUGACAAGUUUGUGCUUCAACCGGCUUCGGAGGGCAAAAGACGCUUGAACGUGGAGCAGUUUGACUACGGGGCGCUGUGUUCGAAGCUGGCGGAAAGGACGGCCGGCAUGUCUGGUCGGGCCUUGUCUAAGCUGGGCGUCGCUUGGCAAGCGGCCGCUUACGCGUCUGACGAUGGCAGGCUCACUGAGCAAAUGUGCAUCGAGAUAUGUGACGAUGCAGUGCAAGAUCAUCGACAGAAGAUGGAAUGGUUAUCCGCUGAAGAAAAGACCCGAAGUAUGAUGCCAUAUCUCCUAGACCUACCCCCGCUAGAUAGAGUCGAAGAUAAUGCACAGAAGGCGUCCAUCAGUGAAAUUACUGAAACCAAAGAGGAACCUCAGAACAAGCAAUCUACGAAAAAAGCCAAAGAAACUGAUUUGGAGAAGUGACAUAUCCAUACAAAAAACAAUAUAUUGCACACAAACAAAAGUGGUGACUGUGAUAGUAAACAGUGCAUAUAUGACUUUACUGUUACUAAAACUCAAACGUACGUUAUGUUAUCUAACAGUGACAUGCAAAUAUUGCGUCAUUUGUCUGCGAGGUUAAAAAAAUAACCUCUUUUCCAAUUUUAUUUUACUGUGGUGUGAGAAUAUUAUUAUUAUCUUCAUGUUUAAAAAUGAUUAAUGAUUGAUUGAUACUAUUAUUUUUCUCCAAUAAUUUUGACAUUGUUUUAUUUCUGUGUUGAUAUAUUAUUACAUUUAUUAUUUCUGAUAAGUUGGUUUUAUACGAGUUAAUUUUAUAAUAUUAUUAUUUUCAUUAAUGAUUGACUGAAACAAUUUUUAAUUUCUCAAAUAAUUUUGACACUUUUUAUUUCUGCAUUUAUACUUUUAAAGGAUGUUGUGUGAGAAUAUUAAUUAUUAUCUUCAUGUACAAUGACUGUUUGAAACAGUUUUUGUUCUCAAAUUAUUUAGUCAUGUUUUUAUUUCUGCCUUUAUAAAUAAUAAUUACAUUAAUUAGGGAUUAAAAAGUUCAAGACCAUUAAUAAUAUUGAUGUCAAUACCAAGCUACUAAUUUUUGUGAUCGUAAUAAUUUUAUAAUCUUUUAGCUACCGGUACAUAGACUAAGGUAAAAUAAAUCUUUCAUAAUAAUACUAAUUGUUUGUUUGAAAUCUUUGAAAGUUUAAAAGAUAAUUUCUUUUUAUCCUGAUUUGUUGCAUUUAUCUUAAAACUAGCUAUUGCUCGGCAUGCGUUGCAAAUCGUCGCUAAGUUCUAACACCACAGACAUUUCUGGCGGUUUCAACAUUUCGACGUCCAACAGAAACUCUUACAACCCAAACCUCUGGAAACAGCAAGUUUUUUCACUCUCCUGUGAAGUUGCUCAUUUUGUCUAGAACUUAAGCGACGAAAUGCUACUCGCGCACUACCUAUUGUACGUCGAUGAUACUUUGUCAGAAACUUUGCCGCAGACAAACAGACGGACGGACAAUGGAGGCUUAUACUCUAUCCGCGCUCCCGUUACAAAAACCCAUACAAAUGAUAGACAAAAAUAUCGGUGGGCGCAACCAGUUCAAGUGCAACAAACGAAACUAGUUUUGUAAUUGAAUUUCGAAUGAUUUUUGAAAACAUGUUUGUGAUUGGUUGGUGGCUCAAAAUGAUUAAGCACUCUAAGAUAUUUGUCUCUAUCAUUUGUAUGGGAUUACGUAAUAAAGAGCGCUAUAAUAACUUCUUGCCGCGGAUAGAGUAUAGUAAUGGGUUCUGUUGGCAGCCUUUCAGGAAUGGAAGUUAUGGAACCCUAAAAAAGUCGCCACAAACAUAUUGUUUAUACAAUCGAAUUGAAACUUUUUAGUUGUUGUUGACACUUGCCUGAAAGUUUCUAUCACAGCAACGUAUAAUAUGUAAAUCCCAAUGCAACGCAUGCCAAUCAUUAGAUGGUCCUUCAUACAAAUAAGUGGAAAUGUAUAAACGAAUCUGGCUCAGAUAUAUGGAUGUUGUUUAAAAUACCUACUUUGUUAUUUAAAGUAUAUCACGCGACAGGUCGAGAUCCCGGUCGAGUCGGGUACGAGGAGAUGAUCACCCCGAUUGCCAUCUCGACCUGUCGCGUGCUAUAGGUAUUGGGUUGUUGUCUUAUCAAGUAGAGUAUGUUAAAUAGACUUAGAAAUUUC
Molecule: messenger RNA, 3711 nt
Organism: Maniola jurtina (meadow brown)
Lineage: Eukaryota; Metazoa; Arthropoda; Insecta; Lepidoptera; Nymphalidae
Gene: bor
Product: ATPase family AAA domain-containing protein 3A homolog
Exons: 10
Coding region: 116-1999 (627 amino acids)
Biological process (GO): mitochondrion organization
Cellular component (GO): mitochondrion
Molecular function (GO): ATP hydrolysis activity; ATP binding; zinc ion binding
Source: RefSeq, a predicted model, not a curated record